CUCAUACSGUGGUACUCUAUUGUCGCUGCGCGUUGAAUGACAUGAAAAGACUAGGGGGGCGUGGACUCAAUUCUCCACACGCGCAGCAUAACCUAUUUAACGGCAUCUGCGACGACUAUUAAUUACAUUGUUUACUUGCGUUCAUCUGUUAUUGCAAUGGCACAAGCCGAUUCAAGAAACGAAGUAGCAGAGCGCAUUGGAUACAUCACACGAGUCCAGAGUUUCAGCGCGUGCCAUCGAUUGCACAGCCCGACGUUGAGUGAUGAGGUAAACAAGAGGAUAUUUGGGAAGUGCAACAAUCCCAAUGGCCAUGGACACAACUAUAAAGUAGAGGUGACGGUACGGGGAAAGAUCGAUCGUCACACAGGCAUGGUGAUGAACAUUACAGAUCUGAAGCAACACAUCGAGGAAGUCAUCAUGAUUCCGUUGGACCAUAAAAACCUGGAUAAGGACGUCCCCUACUUUGCCAAUGUUGUUAGCACAACAGAAAACGUGGCUGUAUAUAUCUGGGACAACAUGGUCAAGCAGCUACCAGCCAAUCUUCUCUACGAGGUCAAGAUUCACGAGACUGACAAGAACAUUGUUGUAUAUCGAGGAGAAUAGCCAGCCACCUUCAGUACCUUGUAAUUAGUAAGAUCUUUACUAAUAUACAUUAUGUAGUAUGCACAUCUCAUGUUUGAGUUCAUAGAUGGACUUAUACGAUGUGUUAUGAUAGUAUUAAAGUACAGUGUUGAGGUUAUACUAUUGAAUAGUAUUGUGCAUCAUUUGCUGGUGCAAUCCACUCUACAACUUUGUUACAAUAAUAAAUGGAAUAGCUCAAAUUUAAA
Molecule: messenger RNA, 827 nt
Organism: Salvelinus sp. IW2-2015
Lineage: Eukaryota; Metazoa; Chordata; Actinopteri; Salmoniformes; Salmonidae
Gene: pts
Product: 6-pyruvoyltetrahydropterin synthase
Biological process (GO): tetrahydrobiopterin biosynthetic process
Cellular component (GO): mitochondrion
Molecular function (GO): 6-pyruvoyltetrahydropterin synthase activity
Source: RefSeq, a predicted model, not a curated record